AUGCAGGAUUCACCCAGCUCUCUGGUGAUGGAUGGAUACUCCAGCAAUGUCCCAGCCUUCCUAACAAAACUCUGGACGCUGGUGGAAGACCCUGAAACGAACCAUCUCAUCUGCUGGAGUUCUAAUGGCACCAGCUUCCAUGUGUUCGACCAAGGCCGCUUUGCCAAAGAGGUGCUGCCCAAGUAUUUCAAGCACAACAACAUGGCCAGCUUCGUGCGGCAGCUGAACAUGUAUGGCUUCAGGAAGGUGGUGAACAUCGAGCAGGGCGGGCUGGUCAAGCCUGAGAGGGAUGACACCGAGUUCCAGCACCUCUGCUUCCUGCAGGGCCACGAGCACCUCCUGGAGCACAUCAAGAGGAAGGUGUCAGUAGUGAAAAAUGAGGAGACCAAGAUGCGCCAGGAGGACCUCAGCAGGUUGCUAUACGAGGUACAGAUACUGAGAAGUCAGCAGGAGAACAUGGAGUGUCAAGUGCAGGACAUGAAGCAGCAAAAUGAAGUUCUUUGGCGGGAAGUUGUUUCUCUCCGGCAGAACCACUCACAGCAACAGAAAGUCAUCAACAAGCUGAUUCAGUUUCUGUUUGGCCAGCUCCAAUCAAGCCCCAGCAGCACUGGGAUAAAGAGGAAGCUACCUCUGAUGCUUGACAAUGGGAACUCAGCUCCACCAGUGUCCAAGUUCAGCCGGCAUUUGUCCCCAGAGCCCCUCCACGACCCCUAUUUCAUACAGUCGCCCUCAACAGAGCCUGCCUCUUGCUUAAACAGCCCUGCAAUUGCUGGAGGACCCAUCAUAUCUGAUGUUACUGAAGCAUCACCAUCCAACAUCAUGAAUAUGCAAUCCCCUCCUGAAAAUGACAGGGAGAAGUGCCUCAUGCUGAUCAAGGAAGAGCCAGUGAGCCCUGGAGUGAAAGCCAGCACGGAGCCUGAGGUGCCCCUGCCCGGCUGCCGGGCCUGCCCCGAGCCCCCGGUGCUGCCCGUGGCCAUGGUUCAGUCUGUCCUGGAGGGCAAAGGCAGCUGUGGUGCAGCCACAGGGACCUCCCAAGCACCCGAGAGGAGAGGCAGGAGGGCCCUGCUGGACAGAACAGAUAUUUCAGACCCGUUGGAGGGCACUGACUGGAGCCUGGAGGGGCUGCAGCUGCUGCUGAGGAGCCAGCAGUACAGCCUGGAGCCUGCCAGCCUCUUGGAUGUCUUUAAUCCAAAUUUAUCUCUGAGUGAGUGGAAUUUGACUGAAAUGGAAGCCAGUCUGCCCCCGAUGCAGCGAUUCACAGUGGAUCUGGAGAAGAGUGCAACUGAGCUGCCCCCAAAAGUGUUCAACCCACCAUUCAACAACACCUGCCCAGGGAAAGAUGUCAUUCUUGAAAGUGCCCAGCAGCUCCUCCUUGACCGUCAGUCCAUCUUUGGGAACGACCUCAUCAACUUGCCUGAAAAUUCAUCACUUUAUGUUCCUUCUGAAAAUAUAGUUUCCUAUAUGUCCUCUGUGGGUGUCCAAGGAGAUAUCCCUCUAAACCUGAGUUCUUCCACGGACAACAGCCAGUGAUUUA
This is a messenger RNA of Lonchura striata (white-rumped munia), 1534 nucleotides long. RefSeq names its product heat shock transcription factor 4 (gene HSF4). The record is from RefSeq and is a predicted model, not a curated record. Gene Ontology annotation, molecular function: DNA-binding transcription factor activity; sequence-specific DNA binding. Lineage: Eukaryota; Metazoa; Chordata; Aves; Passeriformes; Estrildidae. Gene Ontology annotation, biological process: regulation of DNA-templated transcription.